Funneliformis geosporum is the source of this 1677-nucleotide messenger RNA. NCBI's taxonomy places the organism in Eukaryota, Fungi, Glomeromycota, Glomeromycetes, Glomerales, Glomeraceae. The record is from the annotation of a GenBank genome assembly.
AUGAGAAAUUGUUGUCUAUUAUUAUUCCUUAUUGGAACUUUACUUCUACCGAUUAACAAUGUUUUGGCCCUUCCAAUGCAAGCACGACAAGUUCCUACAACUGGAGAUGCUGCGGGCGGAACAUGGCAAAUCAUUGGAAACACGGGUGUCAACGCAAUGCACAUAUUUCUGUCAGCGCCCAACAAGAUUGUUUUAAUCGAUAAACUUCAAAACAACCAAAUUAAACAAGCAAAUGGUCAACCAGCUGUUUCAACUGAAUGGAAUCUUGAUACAAAUGAAAUUCGCAUACUUGAUGUCGCCUCUGAUACCUUUUGCUCAGCGGGCUCUUGGUUAGGAAACGGAACCAUGCUUCACACCGGAGGCGAUAACGGUAACAAAUUCCUUGCAGCCGGACAACAAACUUUACGAUUUUACGAUCCCGCAGUCGGUGAUUGGGUUGAGAUAAUCGGAUUAAUGACGUCAAAAAGAUGGUAUCCAACAAUGUUGUCUUUAGCGAAUGGAAAAGUUAUGAUAUUGGGAGGAUCUAUCAGUGGUACAGGUCUUAACAGAGCAGAGAUAAACAAUCCUACCUAUACAAUUUGGCCACCCACAGAUGGUGUAACACCAGAUCCCGAAGUUCAAUUCCAAUUCCUUAUUGAUACCCUCCCUUAUAAUCUUUACGUAAUGCUUCAUUUGGUACCAAACUCUGAGAACAAGAAUCUCAUAUUUGUACUUGCAAAUAAACAAAGCAUUUUGUACGAUUUAGACACAGCUACCAUUGUUAAAAACUACCCAGAAAUAGCGGUUCAACGUACUUAUCCUCAAACUGGUACUUCUUUAAUAUUACCCUUAUAUCCGGAAACUAAUUAUUUAACUGAAGUCAUGGUUUGUGGAGGUCAAAAAGAAUAUGAAAUCCUUUCAGCUGCUGAUGCUUCUUGUGGUAGGAUGGAUCUAAACGCCGCUGAACCUGUUUGGACAAUGGAUGAUUUUGGUGGUCUGCCUCGUGUUAUGCCUGAUUCGAACAUAUUGGUAAACGGUGAAAUUAUAUUCUUGAAUGGAGCCGGAACAGGCUAUGCUGGUUUUCGUAAGGGUGCAAAAACGAAUCCUUUAUGGUCUAAUAAUAAUCCCACAUAUAAUCCUGUACUUUAUAAUCCAACUACGAAAAUAUACACAAAAAUGAAUCCAUCAUCCAUUGCGAGGAUGUAUCAUUCUGUUGCUACUUUAAUUCCUGAUGGAAGUAUUUUCGUUGCUGGUAGCAAUCCACAGGGUAACGUUGCAACAGAUGUUCUAUAUCCAACAGAAUAUCGAGCUGAAAUUUUCAAUCCACCUUACCUUUUAACCGGUGCAUCACGUCCAUCGAUCGUCACAAUUGAUGGAUAUAUAGUAAAUCAAGGAAGAAUACCUAUCACUUAUGGAAAUACAGCAUCAAUAGUUGUUCAAUUACCUAAAUCUGAAAUUACAUCGUUCACAGCUGCCAUUAUACAUAAUGGUUUCGUAACUCAUUCACAACAUAUGGGACAAAGAUAUGUAGGCCUAGUUGUUAAAGAAGCUUAUACAGAUACUACCACUGCCGAUCAAUAUAUUUUAACCGUUGAAUUACCUCCAAAUCCAACUAUAAUCGCUCCUGGUCCAAGUUAUAUAUAUAUUUUAAAUAAUAAUUUCCCGUGUGUAAAAGGAGUAGAAGUUUUACUAAAUUAA